UGGUUACCUCUCUCGCUAUUUUUUUUCUUUACCAUCUCCUACCGUGUUUGCCCGGCAGAUAGGCGGCUGGCUAUCUUUUCUUUCAUGCCAAUUCGCUUUCUGAAUAUGCAUAUAGUAGGCGUUUGGAUGCUGCAUUACGGAGAGACACUAGGGGGGAGAGAGUACGGACUUGGAUGGGAUUUGCUUGAUGCGUGAGGCGAGAAAUGGAUGAUGAUGGGGAAUGAUGAAUGGACGGCUGCAAGGAAGGAUGGAAGGACGGAUGGAUGGAUACCCCUCGCCUAACGGCAUAUAUCUAUUCCCUUAAGCUUAUUUAUAGUUUAUACAUAGUAGAAACAUCGAAUAAAAUAACAACCAAUAACCCAGCCAGUAUCGCUCCAUCCAACUCCUCUCCCCAUCUUCUUAUCACCAGGACAUGGCUUAAGGAAUUUAGAAUCUACUUCAUCCACCAGCGCCAGCCAUCCCACACAUCACAUCUACAAAACACACCAAACCACCAUUCACAAUUCCAAAAAAAGGGAAAUCCCAGAAAUGCAAUUGCCGCAUUACUCUACACCCACUCACUCACGCAAAACCCAAUCAAGAGAAACCAUCGCCAUACUGCGUAUGCCAACUUAAUCGUACACACGAUACAAUUUCCGCCCAUCCCAUCCCAUCCCAUCCCAUCCCAUCCCUUAAAAACCUACAAAAACGCCAUAGAACCCAUGCAUGCACCGAAUCCCUUUCCCCCACCCACCCACGUAACCACCAAAGACGCCAAACCCAGCCCCGAAACCGAUUCCCAAAACCAAACAAGAGAAAAACAGAAGAGUUCCCCUCCUCCAACCCCCAACCACACUAGGAGCGAGCCCCGCAAGGCAAGCUACAACCAGCCAGGCCAGUAUUGAAGCUCCGGGUCCUCAACCUUAAAGACGCCAAACCCAGCCAUGAACCAAUCCCCAAAGCCAACACACCAAAUACGACAGGGGAGUGAGUUCCCCUCCUCCAAAUCAAACCUGACUAGGAGCGAGCCCAUCCAGGCAAGCUCCAACCAGCCAGGUCAUCAUCAGAGUCGAGGCCCUCAACAUAAAGACGCCAAACCAGC
Molecule: messenger RNA, 1081 nt
Organism: Westerdykella ornata
Lineage: Eukaryota; Fungi; Ascomycota; Dothideomycetes; Pleosporales; Sporormiaceae
Exons: 1
Coding region: 228-884 (218 amino acids)
Source: RefSeq, a predicted model, not a curated record